Paramecium octaurelia is the source of this 1257-nucleotide messenger RNA. NCBI's taxonomy places the organism in Eukaryota, Ciliophora, Oligohymenophorea, Peniculida, Parameciidae. The record is from the annotation of a GenBank genome assembly.
AUGUAGAUCAAAUAACAAUUAAAAAAGUAAUAUUAAUCUGCAUGCAGCUUUAUAUUCAAUGCCCUCAAUUCCUCACUAAUAUUUGCAUGUUAAUAUAUGCUUAAUGAAGUAAUUGAUCUCAUGUGAAUAAUAGCCACUCUUUGAAUUGUUACGAAUUAUCAAAGAAUCUCGAUUGAUUAUACCUCCUGUUAUUAAAAUGAAGAGAUUGAUUGAAGUUAACUUGAAAUAUCUAUUGAAUUAGAGAUUGAUAUAGAUCUUGAUUUAAUUUCUCAAUCCAUUUUUUAAAUAUGUCUAAAGCUUCAUAAAAACAAAUAUAAUAUGGGUAAUUGAUAAAAUAACCUUUUUAGAAAGAUGUAGUUUAAUUUUACGCAAACUUCAUUGUUCCAUUUUAUAUAUGGAUCAGAAUUGAUAGCUUUGUACGAAAUAUUAAUGAAAAAUUAGUAACAAUUCCAAUUUAUGAUCAGAUAUUUAUUAUGUUUUAGUACUAAUUAUGAUAUAUCAAGAAAUUCCAUCCUGAAUGAGCCAAUUAAAUAAAAAGUAGAUUAGGAAUUGGAUUAAUUUAAAAUGUAGUUACCUUAAUAUGCUAUAACCUAAUUUUGGAAAAACAAAACUUUAAAAGAUUAAGUAAUUUUAGAAAUUGAGUGUGGCUAUGCUGCUGGUCUAUCUUAUAUUGCAGAAACUUACGGUCCUCAAAGGUGCUUAGGAUUUGAUUCAUCAUAAAGUUAAAUAUUAAACAAUCAAAAAGUUUUUAAUCAUUAGAUUAAUUUAAAAUUUGAGAACAUUUCUCCAAAUGAAAUCAAAUCACUGCAUUCACCAAGUCAAGUUGAUGUGAUUAUUGGAAUUGAACUUAAUAACAAAUAUGCCUUUAAAAAUAUCAAUAUGAAAAGGUUGUAAUUAAAAGAUAUUUAGUUAUUUGGAAUCAGCAAUGAAUUUAUUAAAAGAAGAAGGGUAUUUAAUUCUCUCUAAUUUUGACACUAAAUAAAAUAUUUCGCAAUAGGAAGAGUAUCUUAAAAUUGAAGGAUUAAGCAUGAUCGAAAAAUAGGAUUUUACAAUUGGAUUGGCUUAAGCGAUGCAAUUGCAAAUAGCAUACAUUAAAUAACAUUAGUAAAUUCAAGGGAAUUGGAGUAAUUUAUAUUAUAAUCUUUAGUUUCUACAUUUAUCGGGAAGAGAUUACAACCUUAUGAAGAAAGAUUAUAAUAAGUAAAAGAUGGACAACAAAUUUAUAUGGUUUACAUAAUGAAAAAGAGCAAUUUUUGA